AUGCUUCGCUGCAUGACCGCUCCGUUCCAGCGCGAUGUCGACAUUGUCGACGAUCGAAAUGAUCAGGACAGGGAGAGCGCUGAGGAGGAGGAUAAAGUGAGUCAACCGAGCGCAAAUGAGAUGACUGACCAGAGCCCAGACUCGGCCGCAACCGAUGAACCUGCCUUCGGUGAGCGCGUGACACCCGUAGAUGAGAUUGAUACGAGCGCCAUCACCGGUCUACGCGCCAUCACGGCUCUUCAGAUAGCGUGCGGACACUGGUUGCUUUUCUUCGGAAAUAACUCGAAUCCAUACUUGGACUUUCAGGGUGGUAUUGCCGUGAGCAUCUUUUUUCUGAUCACCGGGUUCGUCAUGUACAUUGCUUACCACGAAAAGGUACAGUCGGCUCGGUUCCAGUACUGGGAUUUCAUCAAAACACGAUACAUCCGCAUGCUUCCGUUGCACUGGUUUGCGCUCGCGUGGUACGCACCUUUCAUCGCGCUUAAUUACAGAACGAUAGUGAACGAUUACAACUUUUGGCAAAACAAGAGCGGCGAGAUCAACCUCAUCAUGGGAAUCGCUCUCACUCCCUUUCUGAUGCAGUCGUGGGUGUUCUCACUGUGCUACUGGAAUUCCGUGUGCUGGAGCCUGAGUUGUCAGCUCGGGUAUUACUUUUGUUUCCCGUGGAUGACACGCAAACUCAAUAUACUGAUGUCAAAAGUUGAUGAGAAAGUAUCGUCUGAUUUCCAAGAAGAUCCCGAGAAUAGAGUUAGCGACGUCGACCGAUUCGAUGCCAUCCAAAAGUCUUGCCGAAAGUAUUUGUGGUACGCCUACCACGCUUCUUACAUGGCGCCGUUGAGUCUGAUGGGAGCGAUGAAUUCGCCCGCGUUUCGCAACAUGUGGCGAGAUGCCGACAUGGAUUCUCGAGCGCACGUCGUCGUCACCGCGCUUGAUAACGAUUUAGAUGGCAUGCGUGCGUACUUUUGCGGCCGAGCGUGGUUUCCCGUACGACUUCCCAUAUUUUUCAUGGGUAUGUUGCUUGGCGCAAUGCGUCUGCGUUUGGCGCGUCGCGGCGUCACGCCGAACACCGAGCGGGUCUGGGCCAGGUUCACCGAUUGUUUCAGCUUCGCCUUCAGUCUUUGGCUCAUAGCCUGCAUCACCGCCUCCGGUCUCGUCGCUGAUUCCAAGAACAUCCGCAUCUUCAACGAGUUCUUCCUCACCGCUCCAUGCGCAUUUUGGCUCUACGGUCUCACCGUCACUCGAAAGUCCUUCACCGUUACCUUCCUUAGAAACCCGGUGAUGCAGUCCAUAGGCUCGUGGUCUUUCGCCAUGUACCUUCUCCAGUUCCCCCUCUUCACCUCCUGGGCCGCUCUGGAGUACGACACCUGGCGCGUAUUUCCCGAGUGCGACCGCUCGUCGCCCGACGUCAAGGUCUGGGCCGACUGCUUCCACAACUUCGACGCGAGCACGUCGCACCCCAACGUCGUCGUCAUCGGCUUUUUAUUUUUUCUCACCAUUCUCAGCUUCGUGGUGCACCACGCAAUCGAGAAACCGGGAUCGAGAUUCCUCGCCAGGCUCCUGCGGCGACGCUCUAAGUGA
Ostreococcus tauri is the source of this 1578-nucleotide messenger RNA. RefSeq names its product Acyltransferase 3. Gene Ontology annotation, biological process: polysaccharide biosynthetic process. Bases 1 to 1578 code for a protein of 525 amino acids. Lineage: Eukaryota; Viridiplantae; Chlorophyta; Mamiellophyceae; Mamiellales; Bathycoccaceae. The transcript has a single exon. Gene Ontology annotation, cellular component: membrane. Gene Ontology annotation, molecular function: acyltransferase activity, transferring groups other than amino-acyl groups. The record is from RefSeq and is a predicted model, not a curated record.